CUUCUACCACUUCCAACAGGUCAAGGAAUAGAACUCGCUAUAGGACCAAAGCCAUGAGCUCUGAGGUGGAUGAAAGCCUCUUUGGAGGCAUCAAGCCCCUGGCACAGGGCCCGAGCGACAGCCCCAUUGUGCUGCUUCGAGAUAAGAACACCAUUCAGAAAACUCUCACUGCCCUGGACUUGGACCACAAGCCCGAGACCAUCCAGCUCAUCACCCGGGACAUGGUCCGACAACUCAUUGUCCCCACAGAGGACCCCUCGGGGGAAUCCCUAAUCAUCAGCCCUGAGGAGUUUGAGCGAAUCAAAUGGGCAUCUCAUGUUCUGACCAGAGAAGAAAUCGAGGCCAGGGAGCAGGCCUUCAAGAAGGAGAAGGAAGCCAUCAUGGAUGCUGUGACGACACGCAAGAAGAUCAUGAAACAGAAGGAAAUGGUGUGGAGGAGCAACAAGAAGCUCAGUGACCUGGAGGAGGAGGCCAAAGAGCGGGCCCAGAACCUCCUGCAGAGAGCCAACAAGCUGCGGAUGGAGCAGGAGGAGGAGCUCAAGAACAUGAGCAAGAUCAUCCUCAAUGCCAAAUGCCACGCUAUCCGGGAUGCCCAGAUCCUGGAGAAGCGGCAGAUCCAAAAAGAAUUGGAUACAGAGGAGAAGCGGUUGGAUCAGAUGAUGGAAGUGGAGCGGCAGAAAUCCAUUCAAAGGCAGGAGGAACAAGACAGGAAGAGGAGGGAGGAAAGGAUACGAGGAAGACGGCACAUUGUGGAACAGAUGGAAAAGAACCGGGAGGAGCGAUCUCUGCUUGCUGAGCAGCGGGAGCAGGAGAAGGAACAGAUGCUGGAGUACAUGCAACAGCUCCAAGAGGAGGACCUGAGGGACAUGGAACGGAGGCAUCUGCAAAAACUGAAGAUGCAAGCCGAGAUUAAGCGCAUCAAUGACGAAAACCAGAAGCAGAAAGCAGAGAUACUGGCUCAAGAGAAGCUGGCAGACCAGAUGGUGAUGGAAUUCACCAAGAAGAAGAUGGCUCGAGAAGCAGAGUUUGAGGCUGAGCAGGAGAGAAUCCGGAGAGAGAAAGAGAAGGAGAUCGCACGUCUGAGGGCUAUGCAGGAGAAGGCCCAGGAUUACCAGGCAGAACAGGAUGCCUUGCGGGCCAAGCGCAACCAGGAGGUGGCAGACAGAGAGUGGCGCAGAAAGGAAAAGGAAAAUGCAAAGAAGAAGAUGGAAACAGAGGCCAAGCUGCGGAAAAGUCGUCUGGAACAGGUGGCUUUCAAGGAGCACACUCUGGCCGUUCAGGUGCAACGGGACCGCGAUGAAUUCGAGAGGAUUCUUCGGGCUCAGAGAGAGCAGAUUGAGAAGGAGAGGCUGGAGGAGGAGAAAAAGGCCACAGGGCGCUUACAGCAUGCCAACGAGCUCCGGCGCCAGGUGCGUGAAAACCAGCAGAAGCAGGUGCAGAACCGGAUCGCCACCUUCGAGGAGGGUCGGCGCCUCAAAGAGGAGGCCCAGAGAAGGCGUGAGCUCAUUGAUGACGUCAAGAAGAAAAAGCUGGAAGAACUGAGAGCCACUGGCCUUCCUGAGAAGUACUGUGUUGAAGCUGAGCGAAAAGCUAACAUCCUGCCAACCACCUCUGUGAACUGAGGGGGAGCAUCUGUGGUCCUCAGAUGCCUUCGAAGGACAGAUCCUGCCCAGUCUCUGGGUGACCAUAAUUGCUGCUAAUCUAGAUAUUUCAUAAUUACAGAUUAAAUCAAUUCA
Messenger RNA from Galeopterus variegatus (Sunda flying lemur), 1736 nucleotides. It is a transcript of the gene CFAP45, whose product is annotated as coiled-coil domain containing 19. The transcript has 11 exons. The record is from RefSeq and is a predicted model, not a curated record. Bases 54 to 1622 code for a protein of 522 amino acids. NCBI's taxonomy places the organism in Eukaryota, Metazoa, Chordata, Mammalia, Dermoptera, Cynocephalidae.